AGGCGCGGGGAGGGGCUGGGGGAGGAGAGAAAGCGGCGAGUAAGAUGGAAGAUGAGGAGGUCGCUGAGAGCUGGGAGGAGGCGGCAGACAGCGGGGAAAUAGACAGACGGUUGGAAAAAAAACUGAAGAUCACACAAAAAGAGAGGAAAUCCAAAUCUCCUCCCAAAGUGCCCAUUGUGAUUCAAGACGAUAGCCUUCCCACCGGGCCCCCUCCACAGAUCCGCAUCCUCAAGAGGCCCACCAGCAACGGUGUGGUCAGCAGCCCCAACUCCACCAGCAGGCCAGCCCUUCCAGUCAAGUCCCUAGCACAGCGGGAGGCUGAGUACGCCGAGGCCCGAAAGCGGAUCCUGGGCAGUGCCAGUCCUGAGGAGGAGCAAGAGAAACCUAUCCUUGACAGGCCAACCAGGAUCUCCCAACCAGAAGACAGCAGGCAGCCCAAUAAUGUGAUCAGACAGCCUUUGGGUCCUGAUGGGUCACAAGGCUUCAAACAGCGCAGAUAAAUGCAGGCAAGAAAGGAUGCCACCGCUGCCGCUGUCACCACCUCCUGGGCAUCAGCCACGGGUCGCACUGCUGUGGCAGACAGCCGGACUUGAGCAGAGGGAGCGACCUGACUUACUUGCACUGUGAUCCCCUUGCUCCGCCCACUGUGACCUUGAGCCCCAUGCACUGUGACCUUCCUUUCCCCCCUUCCCACUGUGAUGGCAUGUCCUGACAAGGGUUGUCCCAAGUCAAUGGAAAGGGAAAGGGUGGGGUUAGGGGAGGGUUGGGGGGACCCACCAAGGACUCAGAGUAGAGAGUCAGACAGUGCCACUUGGCCGCUUGGGGUAAAGCCGGUGCCAGCAAUAAGUUUAUCAUGCUCAUUAAUUUGGGAUUUCAAAACACAAAUGAGAACUUCACCUACCCGCCCCAAGUGCAUGUCUUCAUCACUUAAGAAGUGAGUUCCAUUUGAGAAUAUCCUUUUUUUCCCCCUUCUUCCUAUUUUUGUUUAUACAAAUAUCUGAUUUAAGAAAAAGUGCAUGGGAGGGGUUUUAGCAGUUUAAUUUUUUAAUUGAGAAAGGGUAGUUUGGUAGUAUACUUAAAAAUGUUUCUGGUUUGUUCACUAGAAACAUCAAUUGAUAGGAUUUUGGUGAGCUUAGCUUCUAUAUUCCUACUGCCGCCCAGAAAAGGGGCAGGGCUCUGCAGCCCCAGGACAGGUGAGCACCCCAUGCCUAUACCUCCCUCCCGCAGCUCAGCCCCAGGCCCCUUGCCCUGCCUGGAGUCAGGGCUAGCUCUUCAGGCUCAGAGAGCCCAGGGAGGGUGCCAACCCCACCUCUAGUAUUGUGGGAGAUAGGGAAAGUGACAGGCUUCCCCUUCCCGUACCCCUCAGGGUGGCUUCCUACCAGCCAGGCAAAAGAGCAGAGAGCAUCAGGGAGUGAGAUUGCACUCCUGGGCUUCAAAUAAGCAAGGGAUACAAGGCUUGGUCAGUAUUUGCUGUGAGCACAGGAAGACCAGGAGAGAGUCUGGCUCCUGGAUCUGAGCCUGCACCUGGUGCGGUCAGAGACUUUCCCACUCCAGCAAGGCUGGAACUUUCUCCUCUGAUGGCUGCAGCUCGGUGACUCUACCUGCUACAUUUCCGCUGUGAAAUCAGUACCUCAGGAGCAGAAUGAUGAGUUAAGUAGGAGAAGGGAAAGCUGUGCGUUGCAGAGAUGGAUGGCCGACCAGUUCCCCAGAGGCCAGAGCUGCCCUUUCCUCCUCAUUCCAGAGCAAGGGCCUGCUAUGAAGACGGUUUCU
This is a messenger RNA of Octodon degus (degu), 1770 nucleotides long. It is a transcript of the gene Szrd1, whose product is annotated as SUZ RNA binding domain containing 1. Bases 45 to 500 code for a protein of 151 amino acids. The record is from RefSeq and is a predicted model, not a curated record. NCBI's taxonomy places the organism in Eukaryota, Metazoa, Chordata, Mammalia, Rodentia, Octodontidae. The transcript has 4 exons.